UUGAACGGAAAUGCCAAAAAUUUAUAACUCAUCCGUUGCCGUUAAAUCCCCAAUUUCAGUACUUGAAGUUAAUUCACGUUAUUUCUUGUAUUUUCAGGAUUAUACCCCCACUGGGUUCGAUACCUAUACAAGCACGUAUGAAGCUACAGACACGUAUACAAUAAAAUUGUCAUUAUGGGAUACCUCAGGGAAAGAUGAAUACAGCCGGGUACGACCGUUGUCAUACAACGAUGCUGACAUAAUCUUAUUGUGUUUUUCCGUCGGAGUUCCGGAAUCUCUAGACAGAGUCGUUUCCAAGUGGUACCCUGAAAUCCGCGAGAAUUGUCCAAAUCAGCCAAUCAUAUUGGUCGGUUGUCAAAAAGAUCUCAGAGAAAACAAAUCAUCGGAGAAAUUGAAGAAGAAAGAUCCAAAUGUUGUCUCAUAUGAACAGGGAGUCAAAACUGCAAAACUUAUAGAUGCCGUGAUGUAUUCAGAGGUUUCUGCAAAAACUUCACAUAAGAGUGUGAAAGACGUUAUUGAAGUGGCUGCCAUGUCAUCUGCUGGAUGUAAACUAGAGAAGAAAAGUUCCACCUUCAGGCGCAGAAGAGCUUCCUUUCAGCGAAAACGUUUCAGUGAGAUUGGAGACGCGAAAAAAGUGCUAAGGAACGAAGCCGCUAAAAGUUGUGCUAUUAUGUGAUAAGUAAGGAAUAUUAUGAAUUAACAUCAAUGCUAGAAAUAGUCCUUACUAUCUUGUCUUUUAGCAACUAAGAAACAUAUAAAUAAUUGUUCUAAAUAUUUUACAAAAGGGAAUUUCUAAUAAAUGAUUUAAGAUUGUCGCACAAUGUAUCUCCCUCAAAAGAUAGAGCUAUUUGGGUGUCAUUUUUCUUGAUUAUUAAAAGUCAAAAGUUCUGUACAAACGUAGAAACAAAUGUAUUUUAUGUGAGGAAAAUAUUAAACUAUCUAUAUGCUGCUGCUUGAAAGUCGCAAUACCACCUGAAUGAUGUCAGUUAGACUUAGAGCCAAACAAAUCAAAAGAAAGUAAUGAUAGCGACAAUAUUCAAAAGGGUAUCUGUAACUAAGCGAAAGUGAAUUACUGGUUAGAUACUUGCAUCAAAUCGUUUGCGCAGCAACCUUCUUAAAUAAAUCAUGUUAUCUGAAAAACAUCUAUACAAAUUUUACUUACAAAAAAGACAAAUGUGAAUUCCAAAAUAUAUGAAAUAACGUCUCUAAAUUUGAUGUUUACAAAGUAAGUGUUGGAUUUAAGAAAUAUUCACUGCAGCUUCUCUAUUCUCUAGACUCGUUAAGGGGAAACAUUAAACUAUUAAUAAGGCUGCAAUUAAAGGGUAAAAUUAACUUAAAACAAGAAGCGACAAGACAAAUGCACAUAUUAAAUUUGGUGUACAUGUUUCAUUCUGAUAUUUGUCAUGUAACUA
Molecule: messenger RNA, 1412 nt
Organism: Ruditapes philippinarum (Manila clam)
Lineage: Eukaryota; Metazoa; Mollusca; Bivalvia; Venerida; Veneridae
Product: rho-related GTP-binding protein RhoE-like
Exons: 4
Coding region: 11-676 (221 amino acids)
Biological process (GO): small GTPase-mediated signal transduction
Molecular function (GO): GTPase activity; GTP binding
Source: RefSeq, a predicted model, not a curated record